Mytilus californianus (California mussel) is the source of this 2555-nucleotide messenger RNA. RefSeq lists its product as uncharacterized. The record is from RefSeq and is a predicted model, not a curated record. Lineage: Eukaryota; Metazoa; Mollusca; Bivalvia; Mytilida; Mytilidae. The transcript is spliced from 6 exons. Bases 21 to 1544 code for a protein of 507 amino acids.
GGUCCACCCAUCUGUAUGAAAUGUACUUCCUUCUUCACCAUUGUCAAAUAAUGGAUAAAUUUCCUCUAGGAUCGAUCCUAUUUUGUCUUUACUUACCUAUUCAAGUGUUAGCUGUCGACGAGUAUACCAAGUGUUCUAAUGCAUCAGUUUCUGAGAACCUUCCAGUGGCAACGUUCUGUACCAACAGCGAAGCAGAAGGGGAGCGUAUAGUUUUAGAUGGAUACUUUGCUAAUACUAUCCCAGACAAGGUUUGUUCAUGUGUAGCACAGAGAGGUCAAGCACAGAAAAUUGUAUUCUCGAAUGUCAACUUCCUUCAAUCAUCUAUUCAGAGUGGAGGCUGGUGUGGAAGUAAGAUUAUCGCCAAACAAGACAACGGGCAGAGUAACCAUAUGUCGUGUAGAGUAGUAGGAUCAUUGGAUCUCCAGGAUAAUAAUCAUAUACAGAUAAGCCUACGAAAGGAAUCAGCACCCGAAGAUACCAGAUAUUGUGCACUGGUAUAUUUUGACACCGACGAACCAAUAAAAAUAUCCUGCUUUUCAAAUUAUGUAGCAACAACUUCAGGGUAUGAAACAAGUAUAUCAACGACAAACCCCCCAACAAUGAUAUCAAGUUAUUCAGCAGAGACUACAACUGUAGAUAUGUUAAAGGAGACCAGUUCAACGUUGACAUCGCAGCAUGUUACUGUUACAAAUAGUAUACUUAUGGAUACAAUUACCCCUCCAGUUUCAACAUCACAUAUGGAUCUACACACAUCUACUAAAAAACUUUUAACAGAAAAUGCGACAGUUGUUAUUGAAACCACUGAAACAAACGUAUCUGUUGACACCUCAACUAAAGAAUCAACUACACAAACAGAUGUCCACAGUGAUACUACACCUUCCACCGUCAGGAUGACAACCAAAAUAAAAACCACAGUUUCUCCUGAACCAACCACUACCAUAGUCAAUGAGCAAACAGUUGAUGACAAGAACAUGUAUAUUGGUAUAGGAGUAGGCUGUGGAGCUCUUGUCAUCUUUACUAUAAUUCUUAUUGGAGCAAAAAUUUGGAAAAAACAUUUAACAAGUAAAGGCAUAGAACUAAAAUCAUACUUACAUGGUGAAGAUAAUGAAUAUACCACAGUUAAUGUUACCCAUACCUCUGCCAAUAUUCAAAGGAAUGGAAUUAACUAUACAAACGGGACUCAUGAUACAUCUUCAAAACACAAACCUGAAUUCACUGAAAGGGACGAAUACAAAUCAUCUGCAGCUAAACAUACGGAUGUUCCCAGAAUUAAACCUGUUGAAAAUUUAUAUGCCGUCGUUGACAAAUCAAAAAAGAAACAAUUAACGGACAGUGUUAUUGGUGGUGUGAAGGAUCAUACUGCUGCAGAGAAGACCCUUAAAACUUCACAAAAACCAGAGACAAUAGCACCUGAUACAGCAAACAAUGGAUUACAAUAUGCUGAACUAGAAUUCAGUCAUCAACCUUCAAAUAACAUUACAGACAAACCAAAUAUUACCAGUAUAGAUUCGGUUGAUUACGCCGAGGUUAUGUUUAAAAAGUAAAAUUUGAGUUUAGGAAAAUAACAUUUAAAUUCGAAGUACAGUUUUCCUGAUGACCAAUCAUAACCAUCGACAUAUACUUUUUCAACGUCGAAUAAAGGAAAAUGGAUCAAUUCGAGUUGGGAUCACUCAGUGCACUUUGCAAUGGAAAAAAGAGUCUGAAACAUUUUUAAAGACCAUAUGUAAGAGCAGUAUCAGUUUCAAUUAUAAUAUUGAACUGUGUGCAUAUUUUAAAUAUGUAUCAAAUGUAAAUAAUAUACUUAUUAAUAAAUAUAUAUGUACAAAUGUAACUAGCAAAUACGUAUAUUUGCUUUAUAUCAUUUGACAUAUCUUGACAUAUUCUCUGUAAUCGCCUAAAUACUUUUGCUCAUAUCGUAAAAAACAUUGAAAAAAUUAAGUUGCUUUUCUUUUAAAAAAAGAAAUGCAAUCGUGAACCUAAAUGCCUGCUUAGUAUGAUAGUAAUGUAUGGUUUUAACUCAUUUUUUUUGUAUAAGAUUUAGAAACUAACAUGGAUUGUUAAUGUAACUGCUGUUCAUUGUGGAGCAAAAUAUUCUUGUGAAGGAAUCAUUUCUCUUCCUCCACUCUCUCUCCCGAAAGAUAACAUUACAACAUGCUAAAUAGGAGCCCCCGACUUGAUGUUGCAUUCUGAGGUGUUGUUUUUGAAAUAACAGUUAUAUGUGUUUUCUAGCUUAAGUCGAAAUGCAAACGUGAAGAAAUUUAAUGACAAUAUUCAUGAUUAUUUGUUUUUGUAGCAGUUUGGAAAUAGUUCAAAAUUCUCAGCUGUAUUCUUAUUUGAUAAUCCCGAACUAAAACCGUUUUUGAAAACCAACCCAACUGGUUUAUAUUGUUUGGUCAUCAUAUUCAAGAUAUGUGUGAUCUCAAUUUAUUUAUACCACAGACAACAAAGCUUUUGGAGUGAAACAGUUUAAAACCUCAACUUAAUACUUGUUCAAAAAAAUAUCUCUCUCUAGCUUGUCCUCUUGUAAAUUUGUCAAAAUAAAAUGAAGUUGUUGA